AGCCGUUCAAGUUCAUAUCGUUGACAAUUUUGAGAGUCACCGUCGAUUUUCUCCACAGCCGAUUCGAUUCAUCAGCGCAACCGCGCCUUGGAAAAGUCUUGCUCAUUCAGGGAGGAGUUCAUUUUGCACGUUACCGAGCAUAGCAUAGCCCAACGUUUUCCUUUCUAUUUGCUUUUUCAAGGCCACACCGCCGAAGUCACUGCCGUAUCAUGGCGUUUUCUACCACAUUUGCAAGACUCUGAGUUCAAGGGAAGAAGAACAAGUCGAGGAUAUGCCUUGGGGCGUUUUCAGGGAGUUUGGAGAAGACGGAUGUUUUCCCUGUCCAGAUGAAUUUUGCCCGUCUUCACCACCUUAUUCAUGUAUCGUCUUUAGUCAAGAAAAUUGCCUCGUUUGCCUUGCAAUUUUGAGUCAACGAUCCAUAUUCCUACAAUGCUCCGGUGCCAGGAUAUUAUCUCACAGUCAAGCCAAUCAUCUCUUAUUGCAAGCCACAAUCCGGAAUUGCCAGCCAUUUUCUCCAACAAAUUCGCCAUCAAAGGAGAGUCUCAUCCUGCAAAAUGCUUCCAUCCCCAAGUCAUUCAGAUCAGAGUGCGACUAUGUGCGGACAAUUCAUUUAAAAUCCAGGUGGAUUGUCGUUGAAGCUGGGGAUAUAGCAGUGCGAGCAGAACAUAAAAACAGGUAGGUGAUGCGGACUGACGGAAGUCCAUCAUGUGCUCGCUUCUUUGA
Eremomyces bilateralis CBS 781.70 is the source of this 723-nucleotide messenger RNA. RefSeq lists its product as uncharacterized. The transcript has a single exon. The coding region runs from base 272 to 679 and encodes 135 amino acids. NCBI's taxonomy places the organism in Eukaryota, Fungi, Ascomycota, Dothideomycetes, Eremomycetales, Eremomycetaceae. The record is from RefSeq and is a predicted model, not a curated record.